This is a messenger RNA of Paramisgurnus dabryanus, 6843 nucleotides long. RefSeq names its product exostosin glycosyltransferase 1a (gene ext1a). The record is from RefSeq and is a predicted model, not a curated record. Gene Ontology annotation, molecular function: glycosyltransferase activity. Lineage: Eukaryota; Metazoa; Chordata; Actinopteri; Cypriniformes; Cobitidae. Gene Ontology annotation, cellular component: membrane.
UGUGGGGAUUGGAAUGCUACAAUGUAACAGUCGGAACUGGAAGCUCGCGGAUUAAAGUGCUGGAAUGUAUCAUUCGCGUCAGAUACGCGCUUUCAGGGUAACACGAGGAAUGAAACCUUGACGAUUUGUUGUUUUAUUUUUAGACAACUCUAUAUAAACGCAGGGUUACAAAGGCAGCCAACCUUCGCGCGUCAACAUUGUGGAUUUAUCAAAGCAAAAUAUGUAAGAAUACACGAAUUUGUCGGGAUUUCGUGUUUUGGGAACUUUCUACUCAAAAGCCACACGCAUAUGAGAUGUCACCGAUCUCCAGUCUAUCCUUGGUAAUGGACAUUAACCAUCUAUAUCUGACAUCUGAAUGCUGCUGCUUGUAAAUUCUCCAGACUGGAUUUCGAAAACACUUCUUUUGAAGUACUUUCUGAUGGAUCGCGUAUGUCAGCAGUUUGGAUCAACAUUUCUAAUAUGAUAAUACCAGGCACGAGAGAGGACAGAGCAAGAUCCAUAUAAAGGGUUUAGUUUAAAUCGCCCACAUGCGCUGGAUUUGGGAUUGGAAUCAGAAGGUGGAAGUUGAGAGCAUCAAAUCCCUGCAGGUUUGUGGAAGAUGCUGUCAAGCUGGAGUUAAGAUCUUUGGAUUCAUCAGCAAACACCUCCAUCUGGUUCAAAGGACACAUGCAGGCCAAACAACGCUAUUUAUUUCUCUUCUCCGCAGGCUUAUGCAUCAUUCUGCUUUUUUACCUGCAAGGACCAGCAUUCAGGAGUCCAGAAAGACGGGAUGACAACCAUUCACUCUGGCCCCACUUCUCAGGUCCUCUACGAGCAUUCAUUCCCUGGGACCAGACCGAGACGAAAGACUAUAACAUCCGCACAUCUCCGAGAAACAAGAGAGAUGACAGCCCGGGAGUUUACAAGUGCAGAAUGGACUCUUGCUUUAAUUUCUCCUUGUGCAAAAGGAAUGGCUUCAAAGUUUACGUUUACCCUCAACAAAAGGGCGAGAAGAUCUCAGAAAGCUACCAGAAUAUUUUAUCCUCCAUUGAGGCGUCCAGGUUCUACACAUCUGACCCGGCUCAAGCUUGCCUCUUUGUUUUGAACUUAGACACCCUGGACAGAGACCAGCUGUCUCCACAGUAUAUACACAACCUCAAAACCAAGAUCCAGAACUCGAACCUGUGGAAUAACGGGAUGAACCAUCUCAUAUUUAACCUGUACUCUGGGACGUGGCCUGAUUAUACAGAGGAUUUGGGUUUUGAUAUCGGCCAAGCCAUGUUGGCCAAAGCCAGCAUCAGUACGGAAAACUUCAGACCCAAUUUUGACAUCUCCAUCCCCUUAUUCUCCAAAGAUCACCCCAGGACCGGAGGUGAAAGGGGGUAUUUGAAAUAUAACACAAUCCCUCCCUUUAGGAAGUAUAUGCUGGUUUUUAAAGGCAAGCGCUAUUUGACUGGGAUUGGGUCUGAUACCAGGAAUGCCCUGUAUCACAUCCAUAAUGCAGAAGAUGUGGUUCUGCUCACCACAUGCAAACAUGGGAAAGACUGGCAAAAGCACAAAGACGCUCGCUGCGACAGGGAUAAUGCAGAAUAUGACAAGUAUGAUUAUAAAGAAAUGCUGCACAACUCCACAUUCUGUAUGGUUCCUCGAGGACGUCGCUUGGGCUCCUUUCGGUUUCUGGAGGCUCUACAGGCUGCUUGCAUUCCCGUCAUGCUCAGUAAUGGAUGGGAGCUUCCCUUCUCCGAGGUCAUCGACUGGCGUACGGCUGCCGUCAUUGGAGAUGAGAGACUUCUUCUGCAGAUCCCAUCUACCGUGCGCUCUAUCCAUCAGGAUUGCAUACUGUCUCUCCGGCAGCAGACGCAGUUCCUGUGGGAAGCCUACUUCUCUUCUGUUGAGAAGAUUGUGCUCACUACAUUGGAGAUCAUUCAGGAUCGAGUGUUACAGCACAACGCCCGCAGUACACUCAUGUGGAACCGGCAGCCGGGUGGACUCUUCACUCUUCCUCAGUACUCAUCAUACCUGGGCGAUUUUCCCUUCUUCUAUGCCACAAUGGGUGUGAAACCACAGCAGAAGUUCACAGCUGUCAUUCAUGCCGUCACACCUUUAGUGUCUCAGUCUCAACCCAUAUUCAAGCUGUUAGUGUCUGUGGCCAAAUCACAAUACUGCUCUCAGAUCAUUGUCCUGUGGAAUUGUGAUAAACCUUUACCUGCUAAGCACCGCUGGCCCUCCACAUCUGUCCCUGUUAUUGUAAUCGAGGGUGAAAACAAGGUGAUGAGCAGCCGCUUUUUGCCCUAUGAUGUCAUCAGUGCAGAUGCAGUGCUGAGUCUGGAUGAAGAUACGGUGCUUUCAACCACUGAGGUGGAUUUUGCCUUUACUGUUUGGCAAAGUUUCCCAGAGAGGAUUGUGGGAUACCCAGCACGAAGUCAUUACUGGGAUGUCAACAAAGAGCGUUGGGGCUACACGUCCAAGUGGACCAAUGACUACUCAAUGGUGCUUACUGGAGCUGCUUUCUACCACAGGUAUUAUAACUACUUGUAUACCCACUACCUGCCGACCAGCUUGAGGACGAUGGUUGAUCAGCUGUCUAACUGUGAAGACAUCCUCAUGAACUUCCUCGUGUCCUCUGUCACUAAAAUGCCUCCUAUCAAAGUCACUCAAAAGAAACAGUACAAGGAGACAAUGAUGGGACAGACCUCACGAGCAUCACGCUGGGCGGAUCCCGACCACUUCACCCAGCGGCAGACCUGCAUGAACACAUUUGCCAGCUGGUUUGGCACGAUGCCUCUGGUGCAUUCACAGAUGAGACUGGAUCCUGUUCUGUUUAAAGACCAGGUGUCAAUCCUGCGCAAGAAGUACAGAGACAUCGAAAGACUCUAACGAAACUCGGAUCACCUUCCCUUUGAAAAGGGAUGAAAAUACAGGAUGUGGAAAGCCCCAGAACCCUGCGCCAGAUAAACAGGGCAUGAAGGGGGGCAUUGAAUCCUUCAGGGAGAAGCAAAUUAAGAUGGGGCAAAGUGUUGAGCUAGAUGAAAUACAGAUGCCGUAACAUCAUAAAGGUUUGGCGAAGUAUUAAAAUUAGGUCGUGGUUACGUUGAUGUUAUUUGGCGUUCAGCACAACACAAAGACCAAAAGCCAUUUGUGGCAGCUUUCUGUCUUCCAAGCCCCCUCUUGUGAUGCUUUGCCAAUGACAAUGGUGACCAUGGCAACCCACGCCGUGACGGGAGCCGUGCACACUGAUCCACACGUCAGAGUCGAAAUAUGAAUUACUGCACAUCUGGAACAGACUGGUGGUCUUCGUAAUAGACCCCUAUUGUAAAGCCUGGCCGGAGGAGUCAGAAGGUUACCUGCGAGUUAUUAAUGCAUAUUUAUUUAGUUUGCCUUCUGUUAUUGUGGCAAGUGUUACUCCCCUUUUAAAGACGCAGGGCAAUGUCCUGAAACGGUGCGUGCGAGUCCUUCACGCCGGUCACAGUGCCUGAGCUUUCAGAUGAGAGGUCUGAGAGUCCCAAGGGGUUUUGUAUGAAUGCACAAACACCUUGUUCAUGCUGCUUAUAUCUGGAUAUAGUGUAAAGAAAUAUGUUUUAAAGGGGUCAUAUGACGUUUGCUAAAAAUAAUUUUAUUUUGUGUAUUUGGUGUAAUGCAAUGCAAACACAUGAUUUUCCACAUACAGUGCAUUUUUGAUGCUCCUUAAACACUUCAAUUUUUACAAAUCUGAAAAGUGUGCUGUGAUUGGCCUGCUAUCCGUUACUUUGCGAUUGCGUAUGACGGAAAUGUUACGCCCCUUACCAUAUUUGGAAUAUCAUGUUCCGAACACUACAACGAUAAUAAAAGUCACGCCUUCUGUCUUUGCAUAUACAUUUGGGCGGUGUUAUGCAAAUCUUCCCACACAAUGAUGUAGAUAUGUGGGGGCGUGUUUGAAUGAGCCGUUUUAAAAAGGCGUGGAUGAACCUUCAGUUUCAGAAAGACUUUACGGAUCUUUUUUAUGCAAAGUUUUAAAACUCCAAAUACAAAGGAAAACAUGAAAUUGCAUCAUAUGACCCCUUUAAAUUUGCCUAAAGGUAAAUUUCCUUUAGCCUUUAAUUUUGUAUUUUAGAUGAUUAAGACCCAGUGCCACAAGCUUGUCUUGUGUUUUUAUCUGGUUUAAAAAGUCUUACGAGUGCCAUGGCAUCUUGCUGGCCACGUGCACACCGCAGCUAAACACAGCGAUUACUUCUUCUAGUUUAAAAUCAGCAGAAUAAACAAAAAAUACUGCAUGUGUUGACACACACCAAUACGUCUGCAAUCACCACAUUUCUUGUUUACACACUUGAGACGCCAAAAUUAAUUUAUAUGCCACUGUUUCCCCGAAACUUUUACAGUUUAUAUUUUUCAGUAACUCAAGUCUAAGCACAAUAAAACACUAAUUUUGUGUAAACACAACAAAUAGAUGAAUGAAUGAAAUCGAAUGGAUUGUGGGGUUAAGAGAGGGCAUCAUUUAUUCACAGCUUCAGGACCAAUCAAAUAAAUCUUUCAUUCAUUUUCAGUUUUAUUCAUUUUCUGAAUUAUGAAUUUGGAUUAAUAGUGGCAAAUCAUUUUGAAGUAAUGGAUAUACAAAAUGUGAAGUGAUUGGAUGAAUGAAUGCUGUUCGGAAGGUGUGAUGCGAUAAAUUUGUAAAACCCAUUGGCCAGAAGGUUUCGCUGGAUCUAAAUGUGUCCCUAUUGUGCCAUUUAAUCUAUAUCUACAACAUUUACCCUGUUAAGUAACAUGAUUUAGUAUUAUACAAUAUAGGAAUGGGUGGUAUGGCAGUAUGUAGUGAUCAUUUGUUAUUUGUAAAUGUGAGUGUAUUGAGUUGUGUAUUGGAUUUUUCAAUUCUUGGGGUUUGCAUUCAAAAGAGGAAAUAAAUAAAUGAUAUUUUGGUGUAAACGAUUUCUUGUCCAAAAAUAACCACCAAGACUAUUUAAUAUAUAUAAGCAAUUCUUUAAUCAUUAUAUAUAAUUACUCGUACUGUAAUUUAAUACUUUGUCAUACCACCCACCCCUAUAAUACAUUUUUAUCUUUUAUGUUUUGCUUUGUCAUCUAAGACUAGCAUAUUAGAAACUGGAUUUUGGAGUCUCUCUGAGGGAUUUUACUGUUUUAUAUUAUUUUUUAAUUUUUUAACCAGUCAAAAAAGGACGAAUCCAACCCGUUGGGUUGUAAUUUAACCAAUGCUGUUGUUUUAACCCAUUAUUCAGGGUUCCCACGGGUCUUUGAAAUCCGUGAAAUUUGUGAAUCUGGGGAAAAAAUUCAAGGCCCUGGGAAGUUUUUGAAAAUAUAAAUACAUAGAUACAGGUCAUUAAGUGCUUGAAUCUAUUUUAUGCAAAAAAAUCCAUAUUAUUUCCUGUGUAAUGUCAAAUAAUAUCAUAAAAUUUCUAGACGUUUUAAGCACACGUGCUAAACUGUUCACUUUAAAUGCUUAUAUCUUCUGUAUGCAAAUGUUGAUUCAUACCAAAAUGCUUUUUUGCAUAGUUGUGUUUGACACAUGAAAACGUCUCGGGUUACGUAUGUAACUGUUGUUCCCUGAGAAGGGAACGAGACGCUGCGUCUCCCUUGCCAUACUUCCUGCGUCCCUGUAACACCGUCUUUGGCAAUAUUUCAGAUAGCGAUAAACUUCCUGGCUCCCGCAUCACCCUGUCUUUGUCGUUAAGCCUCACCAUUGGUUGAAUUUGAUAUACACAUUCAGACACACUUACCCUUGGAGGCGUCCCCAAAGCGUCACCGCAGUGACGCAGCGCGAGUUCCCUCGAAAGUGAACUGUAACAAUGCAUCAUUAAAAGGUAACACGAUGUAACCUUGCUCUCACUUGAAAUGAGUCCCCACAUUUAGUCCUUGAAUUUGAGGGCACUGGACCUGGAAAGUCCUUGAAAAGUCCUUGAAUUCAAAGUUAACUAAAGUGUGUGGGAACCUUGGUAUUGGGUCGAAUAUAAAUUUUUUUGCUGGGGAGUAUAAGGUGAGGAAUUGACUACAGAUAAUAAAGAAACUAGUCUGAUCUCAGUAUUAUUAAAAGCACAUGGUUCAGAUGUUGGAAUUCCUGGUAAAGGUCUGGUAGAGUUAGUUAUGUGGUUGUUGCACGAGAUAGCAGCCACGUGUACGCUCUAAACAAAUGUUAAAAUGUUGCGUUGGUAAUAUUUGACCCAACAGUGAGUUAAAACAACGCAGCUUUUUGGGUUGAAACAACUCUGCAUAGAUUAAAUUACAUUCUUACGUGUUGGGUUCGCCCCCUUUUCACACAGCGUUGGGUGCAAAAUAACCCAGCAUUUUUUUGUAUAUCAGCUGUGAAAUGUUAUUGAAUGUGUGCAAGACCAUGACAUCGAGUAACAUCAGUGAAUGACUUUAAAACAAUGACUUUGGUGAUGUAUAUCAGGAUCAAGACUCACAUGUGUCCUGUCAAAGCUUUUUCUUUGUCUUAAAUCAAUGUGCCUUUUCUCAGCACAUCUCUUUGUUAUUUUGUUCACCUUUUUUCUGUUCUUGUCUGCUAACGGCACAUAAUCUUGCUUUCUUUGUCAAACACUGGAUUUUUAUGACAAUAGUUAUAGUAAUCGAAAAACAUCUGAUGUGAAGUAAAUGGCCGUUUAAAGCCUGUGAUGGGUCGAGAGGUCUUUACUCUGAAUGGUUACGGUUCUGACAUUCCUGCGGUUUUGUAGGAACAUCUUGCUUUCGCACGGCCUUGUGUUUGUACAUGUAUUUACCCGACAUGAGGACUUCAUUGUUCUCAUUUUCUUUGUUUCUUUGCUUUGUCCUUGGACCCUGUAAAGACUUUAUUUUACAUUAUUAUGAUGAACAAUAACAAGAUCAGAUUUUUUAAGAUAUGAAAAAUGGUUUUAUAAAAAAUAAAUGAUAUUUGAUAACUGC